AUGGGUUCACCAGGAGAUGGCACCGUGGAGGAGCCCGUGAACAGAGAACCUCCCGCGGAGGAACUAGUACAAAGCUCCCUCACGGCGUCGAAACGCCCCGGCACGCCUGACCCUGAAGCAUACGACCGCAACCACGGGCCCAUACAAUACAUCAAUGCCUCGACGCACAAGCUGGCGAUCAGGUCCGAGCCGGCCUUGGGGUCUAGUGACGUUCUCCCCACCCCUAUCGACGUUACACUGAGCAUGGACGACCUCGGGCACAAGUUCAGGCAACACACAGUCAUAUGUGCCUUGCAGUGCGCAGGGAACCGUCGCAACGAGCUCCGGAGCAGGGUGAAGGAGGUCACUGGAGUAGAUUGGGGAGAUGGUGCAGUGAUGAACGCCGCUUGGACAGGGCCCCUUUUACGUGACGUCCUCGUCGACUGUGGGCUUAGUGCGAAGAGAUACUUGAAGGAGUAUGACGGAUUACAUGUCCAAUUGGAAUGUAAUGCGACAAAGGUGCAAGAGGACGAGUGGUACGGAUCCAGCGUGCCGUUGGAGGUGGUCGUGGAUCCCGAGAGAGAAGCACUUCUCGCUCUGCACAUGAACGGCACACCUCUCCCGGCCCGACACGGUGGACCGGUUCGAGCAAUAAUCCCGGGUAUCAUCGGAGCCCGCAGCGUCAAGUGGCUUGACACAAUAAUCGUCUCUUCCCGAGAAUCGCAAAACCACUAUCAGCAGCACGACUACAAGAUCCUACCCGCCGAGGCCACGUCUCCUGAGAAGGCAGAGGAGCUGGGUGUCUGGGACAGCACGCCCGCCAUGCAAGACAACCCUGUCAACUCCGUCGUCACUGUUCCCGCUCAUGACGGGGAUGAGGUGAAGCGGGACAGGCACGGGCGCGUACGCAUAGCUGGGUACGCGAUCCCGCAUGGCAAAGGAGGCCCGGUGGAGCGCGUGCAGGUCAGCAUCGACAAGGGAAACACAUGGAUGGACGCGAGGAUCUUGGAUGACGGGGACGAGAAAACCACGCAUCCGGCCAACAAGGGUAAGGGCGACAGCAGGGGAAAGUUUAGUUGGGUGCUGUGGGAAGUGGAGGACGUUGAGGUCCAACCGGCUGAAAACGUGAGUAUCUGGAGCAAAGCGACCGAUCGUGCGGGUAACACGAUGGAUGAGAAGGUGCCAGAGGGGAAUUGGAAUCUGAGAGGCGUCGGGUACAAUGCUGUCCAGGGACGGACCGGCGUGAGAAUCGUCUAG
Exophiala spinifera is the source of this 1236-nucleotide messenger RNA. RefSeq lists its product as uncharacterized. Gene Ontology annotation, cellular component: mitochondrion. The record is from RefSeq and is a predicted model, not a curated record. The coding region runs from base 1 to 1236 and encodes 411 amino acids. The transcript is spliced from 4 exons. Gene Ontology annotation, molecular function: molybdenum ion binding; oxidoreductase activity. Lineage: Eukaryota; Fungi; Ascomycota; Eurotiomycetes; Chaetothyriales; Herpotrichiellaceae.